AUGCGUGAGUGUAUUUCAAUUCAUGUUGGUCAAGCUGGUGUUCAAAUUGGUAAUGCUUGUUGGGAGUUGUAUUGCUUGGAGCAUGGUAUUCAACCUGAUGGUCAAAUGCCUUCUGAUAAAACAAUUGGUGGUGGUGAUGAUUCAUUCAAUACAUUUUUCAGUGAAACUGGUGCAGGCAAACAUGUGCCUCGUGCAGUUUUUGUAGACUUGGAACCAACAGUUGUAGAUGAGGUUCGGACGGUACUUAUAGACAAAGAUGCAGCUAAUAAUUAUGCAAGAGGACAUUAUACAAUUGGCAAAGAAAUUGUAGAUCUGGUACUAGAUCGUAUUCGUAAACUGGCAGAUCAGUGUACUGGUCUUCAAGGUUUCUUGCUUUUCCACUCAUUUGGUGGUGGUACAGGAUCAGGUUUUACAUCUUUACUUAUGGAACGUUUGAGUGUGGAUUAUGGAAAAAAGUCUAAAUUAGAAUUUGCAAUCUAUCCAGCGCCUCAGAUUUCAACGGCCGUGGUAGAGCCAUAUAAUUCAAUCUUAACUACUCACACCACACUUGAACAUUCUGACUGUGCAUUUAUGGUGGAUAAUGAGGCUAUUUAUGACAUAUGCAGACGUAAUCUGGAUAUUGAACGACCAACAUACACGAAUUUGAACCGUCUGAUUGGUCAAAUUGUCAGUUCAAUUACCGCAUCACUUCGAUUUGACGGUGCUCUAAAUGUUGAUUUAACAGAAUUUCAAACAAACCUCGUACCAUAUCCUCGAAUUCACUUUCCUUUGGCCACUUAUGCACCAGUAAUUUCUGCGGAAAAAGCCUACCAUGAACAGUUGAGUGUUGCAGAAAUUACCAAUGCCUGUUUUGAACCAGCUAACCAAAUGGUGAAAUGUGACCCACGUCACGGAAAGUAUAUGGCUUGUUGUAUGCUGUAUCGCGGAGAUGUUGUACCGAAAGAUGUGAAUGCUGCUAUAGCUACAAUCAAAACUAAGAGAACAAUUCAAUUUGUAGACUGGUGUCCAACAGGAUUUAAGGUUGGCAUCAAUUAUCAACCACCAACAGUUGUACCAGGCGGUGAUUUAGCUAAGGUGCAACGAGCUGUCUGUAUGUUAAGCAACACAACUGCUAUUGCUGAAGCUUGGGCACGUUUAGAUCAUAAAUUUGAUCUAAUGUAUGCUAAACGUGCAUUUGUUCAUUGGUAUGUUGGUGAAGGUAUGGAAGAAGGAGAAUUCUCUGAAGCCCGUGAAGAUUUAGCAGCACUAGAAAAGGAUUAUGAAGAAGUUGGUGUUGACAGUGUGGAUGCUGAAGGUGAAAAUGAAGAAGGUGAAGAAUAUUAA
Molecule: messenger RNA, 1323 nt
Organism: Heterobilharzia americana
Lineage: Eukaryota; Metazoa; Platyhelminthes; Trematoda; Strigeidida; Schistosomatidae
Source: the annotation of a GenBank genome assembly